Drosophila navojoa is the source of this 1438-nucleotide messenger RNA. RefSeq lists its product as uncharacterized. Gene Ontology annotation, cellular component: cilium. The record is from RefSeq and is a predicted model, not a curated record. NCBI's taxonomy places the organism in Eukaryota, Metazoa, Arthropoda, Insecta, Diptera, Drosophilidae. Gene Ontology annotation, biological process: negative regulation of oxidative stress-induced intrinsic apoptotic signaling pathway; cilium movement.
GUGUACAUGUUUAAAAUUUAUUUGGAAACAGUUCGAGAAAUACACUAUAAUUUAUACAUGUGAUUCAGAAUGCUGUUCCAGGACACGCUGCUGAUCAUCAAGCCGGACUAUAUGCACAAGCGCCGUCCGGUGCUGCUGAAGGUCUUAGCCUCCGGAUAUCAGAUACAGGGAAGUCGGAAGUUGAAUUUUUCGCCCGAGCUGGCAGCCGAGUUCUAUGCGGACUUUGCAGAUGAGAAGGGCUUCAUGCUGGAGGUAAUAUUGCUAUCUAAGGGCAUUUCUGAGGCCUUUAUUCUUACCAAAGAGAACGGCGUACAGGAUCUGCUGAAUAUCAUGAUGUGUUAUUUUGGCACCGCUUCGGAGCUGGAGCGCAAUAUUCAUGUAACUAAGCAUGUGGAUAGUGUGGCUCGUGAAAUAACCUUUAUAUUUCCGAACUACAUCCAUGAGCCCAUUGAAAUCUUCGAUAGGAAUCGUUUUUGCAACCGUCCUAUGUUGAAGCCUCUGCUCUCGGAAAUCUACGAUAUUAUGCAGAAUGUCGACUGCAGCCAGGAGGAUUGGAAAGUCCGUGUGUCCGACUAUUUGAUGCGUAGCAAUCCCGUCGUGCCGCAGAUCACCAAUCAGUGCCAGCUAAUGCCCGAUCUGAGCAUGCAGGAGAAGUCGCAACAGACGACCGUAACGUACAAGUCAACAGCCAAGGAUGCCAAGCCUAAGGAUAAGGUCUCCAGCACCACCUCUGUGCUGUCCAGCUCCUCGCCGCAUUCGUCGGUAUUGAUAACUACGUCAUCAUGUGUCACUUGCGGUGGAUUCGACCACACCGAGCCGUGUACUGAAGAUAUAGAUCUCACCAAGCGUGUAGAGCCGCAGAGUGAUGAGCCCGUGUGCGUCGAUGAGGAGAUUAUUUGGAAGGAGAUCGUUGUGUAUGAAGAGGUUGUGCCCGAGGAAGAGCAGUCCGAGCAGAAAGAUUUCGCUGAUGUGUUUGGCGAGGAUGAAUUUGCUAUGCUCGAACAGGGCAGCAGCUCGCUGUCCGAUUGUAAGCCAGCAGCACCCUCACCUCAGCCAGAAGAGGUUGGCGUUGGCGAAGACGAACUGGAUGCAGCUGCAGCUGAAGAGGCACCACCACCGGCUGAAGCUGCACCGCCAGCUGCCGAAGCGGCUCCACCAGCGGCUGAAGAGGCACCGCCAGCGCCUGAAGCGCCACCAGCAGCAGAGGAAGCACCACCAGAGGCUGAAGCAGCUGAGACGGCACCACCUGCUGCCGAUGAACCGCCACCGGAAGCAGAAGGCUAAUCAACACCUGUUGCCCGCGUUUUUAUGAUUUACCAAGCAUUUUGUUUUCAUUUCUUCUCUAACAAAAAAUUACUGGUGUACAGAAAAAAGCCCAAACAUCCAAUCACCCAAACACCCAAGCAACCCAAACAAGAACCUGAACGUAUGCGAUGCC